GUCCGAUCAGACUUUACACCCGCAGAAUCAGCCGCCGUAACUAGUCCCCCGACAAGCCUCUGUUUCCCACAGGGACCAAAGACCAUCUCGGAGUUCCUCUUCUCAAAAGUCUGAAACUCUGUCCUCUUUAGAAUUACCAAUUCCGCGCUCGAUUUCUGGUUCUUCGUUUCACUUCCGCGCAGCUCGAAGUCUUCCCAUCUUUAUUCGCUUAACUUUGCUGCCUAAACCGCCGCACCCCAAGUUUCCUACAGAUCGCGGAGAGGCCGGACGGCUGCCCGGUUUGUUCGCCGGAGUAGGCAGCAGACGAAGAACAGCCGACGCAUGUCUCGCGGCAAGAGCAGAGACUGGAGUCCUCUACAUUACGAGGCUUCGUUUCUGUUUAUGUUCAGCCCAUUAAACUUUGAAGCUCGGAAGGGAGGUCUUCAAAAUGUAUCAUGGUUCCAGUUUCUUCCCAAUGAAGCUGAGUUGAACUCCGUAUCUGAUAAGAGUGUAAAAAUGGAUCAAAAAGAUGCUGCUACACGGCUGGUGCUUUCAUCCCAUUUGCAGCUGCAGAAGGAGGGAUUUCUCAGUACAUGGACUAAUUCUUUUGUUGGACCUUGGGAUCCAUCUCAAGGUUUACAUAAUCCUGAUGAGAAAAUCAAGCUUUGGCUUUUUCUUCCUGGGCGCCAUUCUUCUGUUGCCGAGAGAGCUCAGUCAGCAGUUUUUAAACUAAGAGUUGUUGCAUCUGGAAUCUGGGUAGCCCCUGGGGAUUCUGAAGAGGUUGCUGCUGCUCUUUCUCAAUCUUUAAGGAAUAGCAUAGAAAAGGCACUUUUUGGACUUUCUUACGUGCGAUUUGGAGAUGUGUUUUCAAAGCAUCGUCCAGGCCAAACUGAAGCACUGUACAGAUCGAACUCUGUUGAUGCAACAACCGCUUUGAAGCUCAUCUGGUCAGAAACUGGGCUCGAGUUAAUCGUGAGGUCACAUCCAGAAGCUCUAGCUAACGGGAUCAACGAUCCAUUAGCUGAAGUGAGGAGAGGACAACCUACUGUCGAAUUCAUCUUUGCGGCCACCGAUGAAGCAAUUUUUGUUCAUGCUAUAAUAACUGCCAAGCACAUUCGCAUGCUUUCAGCAAGUGACAUUGAUAGGGUCUUGAAGCACUCAUCUAAAGAUUCUGGCAAUAAACUUCCAGUUAUCGUUUCUCCUCAUGGAAUGCGUGGCUGGGUAACAGGAUGUUGCCCAAAUGAUCUCGUCAAGCAAGUUUAUGCAAGUUCUGGCAACUCUAGGAUGCUGGAUGGUAUAAUUGGUUCAUUGAAGGAUGUUUCACAAGGGCCUGCAUUCCAGUUGAGGGGGCAGCAUUCGUGCGUGGAAGUUACACUUGGUUGCCCAAGAUCUGAGAGUGGUAAGGCAUUGCAAACAAAGUUGGGUGCAGGUAGCAGUCUACAGAAGAAUCAUGUCAUGGAAUCUCCGGCCACAGCACGAGGUGAUCACAGUGGUUUGCAAGACUACCUCUCAGCAAACGAGAAGAUAUUCAUCUAUCCGGUCGACGCUGUUGCUGUCCCUCUCUUACACACCUCAUUUGCUCGGUCUUCUCUCAGAAGUGGGGGUAAUAUAGACAGCGCAGACAGUUGUUGGCUCGACUCUGGUGGAACACUUACACAUCAUGGCUACAAUAGUAGUAGCAACAGUAACAAUAGCAGCAUCAGCUCACUUAGCAGCAGUUCCAGUGAUAGUGAUUAUAAUAUGGCCGCAGAAGGUGGGGAUCUCGAUGCAGAUGCAGAUUCUUUGUCAUGCAGGCGAUCCGGUUUGUCUUCUAAUGAUCAGCUGGAGAAUGACCGGCAGAAACUGGGUUCUAAGCGCCCUCGGGCAGGAAUGGAGUCAUUUGGCCAAGUAGGUAGCAAGUCUGACUUUGGCUCCCUUGAGGUUAACACAUCAGUUAUUACUGGAGUUGAAAAUGAGCAGAAUGGAUCUCAUUGGGACUGGGAUGACGAGAGAGGCGUGGGCAUGGAUAUCCAAGCUCUUCUCUCUGAGUUUGGUGACUUUGGUGACUUCUUUGAGAAUGAUGCUUUACCUUUUGGAGAGCCCCCUGGAACUGCAGAGUCAGAGGCUCUAAUGUUUUCAGCUCCAGAUAUUGGAGAAGUUGGUAGCAGUCCUGUAGGGUCAAUGGAUGUUGAUCAAAUGCUUUUGCCUGUGGGUCUUCCAUCCUUUGAGAGCUUUAAUCCGACUCCCUCGAUGACCAUGGAUGAGUGUGUGAGCAAAAAUGAAGAUGUUACUCAUGGUGUUAUGACUAUAAGCUCAACAAACUACAGUCCACCCUCUUUUACGGGCGAGUUUGAUCAUUUAAUAAAGGCUGAAGCUCUUAUGACAUUUGCCCCAGAGUAUGGAGCAGUUGAAACGGCAACCAGCGAGGUAUCUUCUUCAGUGUUUAGAAGUCCAUAUUGCCCCAAGUCUCGUAGAGUAGAGAGCUCAAACUCAAAUUCAAGCAAUUACACAUAUGGUGCAACACCUCCGUUUUCUCCUUCUAUCAAUGGGUCAGAUGAGAAGAAUACCAGGCAUGCUACCCCAAAAGCAGGUAAUGAAAGGAGUGAUGCAAAGAAAUAUUACACUCAUGUGGAAGGUGGAAGAGAGCAACAUGGUAAAAAGUCAUCCAAGAUUGAAGGCAACACUGUUGCCGGGGAGCGAUUUGCACAAUCUUCUUUAUCUACUUUUAGUUCUUCAACCACUGCCAAGACCGUGCAGCUGAAGGUGAAUGAAGGUGUGCUAGGAUCAGACAGUUUUCUUCUUUCUAAGAAGACUGUGCUGGCAACUGAAGUUGAAUGCAUCUUGUUCCAAGCUUUGAUGUGUAGGGUACGUCAUACAUUGUCGUCUAAUCCAGUACCUAUAAAUUUGAGUAGGUCAGGUGGAGGAAAUUUGAAUCAGUUACAUGGUGAUGCAAGUGCUAUGACAGACAAUAUCUCUAGCAGGUAUGAAACGAAAAAGAAAGAAACAAUACCAGUCCGAAUAGCUGGUGAUGUUGACCGGGGAGUGUUAGAUAGCCACCUCAACGCACCUGUUGGUGUUUGGCGCACUGUAGGAGGUCCGAAAGUGACAAAACCUACCAGUUCUCCAAGUAUUGAAGUCAGCCCAUCCUUAUCCCAUCAUUCGCUUAGUGAGGAAGGAAUGCUCUCUUAUGGGCAAAGGCAUCCACUACAGGAGCUUCUUGAUGGGAUGGUCUUACUUAUUCAACAAGCUACUUCUGCUGUUGACUUGGCUCUAGAUUCAGAUUGUGGUGAUGGUCCUUAUGGCUGGCUUGCAUUACAAGAACAUUGGAGGCGUGGUUUCUGCUGUGGCCCUUCUAUGGUCCAUGCAGGCUGUGGAGGUACCUUGGCUGCUUCGCAUUCCUUGGACAUUGCUGGCACAGAGUUGGUAGAUCCACUAGCUGCAAAUAUUCACGCGUCUUCUGUUAUUAGUCUGCUGCAUACUGAAAUUAAAACAUCCUUAAAAUCUGCAUUUGGGAGUUUGGAUGGACCGUUGUCAGCUGCUGAUUGGUGCAAAGGUCGUAGUCUCUCCAGUGGUGGUUCAAAUAUAUGUGAUGGGCCUGUCAUUGAGUCUACUCCAAGUGAAUCUAGAGAUUCUUCCAGCUCCAUGGGAGAACCAAUGAGCCCAGCUCAGUCAUCCGCUGGUGGAUUAUCCGGUCUUAGAGGUAGUUUAAAUCUUGUUCAUGUGCUGUACAUUUAUGUUGUUCAGCAUAAUUCAGUACUCAACAAUGGUGCUAUUGAUACUGGUGCCAACUGCUGUAGAUGGAGCAAAGUAGAUGCUGUAUAUGUUACCAUUGCUACCUUUGUAUUACUUGAGACCACUGCUGGUGCUAAGGUAAAGAGAUUUAAACAUGGUAGGUACCAGGAUGACUGGCUUAAAGCUUCAGCAAGCUCAUUACAGCUUUGGGAAAAGGCACCUUUUGAACCAUAUGCUUCUCCAAAACCUAUUACUUAUUAUGUUGUCUGUCCAGACAUUGAUUCCCUUACAUCUGCUGCUGCUGAUUUUUUCCAACAACUUGGAACUGUUUACGAAGCAUGCAAGCUAGGGACACAUUCAGCUCAGAAUUUGGGAAACCAGAUGGAAAUUGACAGAGGGAAAUGGUUGGCUUCUGGCUUUGUGUUGCUCAACUGCCCUCAGUCGAUGAAGAUUGAAAGCAGCAAUGCAUCUCUUGUGGGGUCGAUAAGUGACUACUUCCUUUCCCUCUCCAAUGGUUGGGACUUGACUAGUUAUCUGAAGUCUCUUUCCAAAGCUAUUAAAUCUUUGAAACUUGGUCCAAGCUUACCAACACACCCAAAAGAAGGAAACAGCAGUCCUUGCUCGGUUAUCUAUGUGGUCUGUCCAUUCCCAGAACCUAUUGCAGUUUUACAAACUGUUGUGGAAUCUUGUGUUGCUCUUGGAUCAGUUGCUCUUCCAUUGGAUAGAGAUAGGAGAUCUAUAUUGCAGAGUCAGAUAGGAAAAGCAUUAAGCUGUUUGAUGGCAGUUGAUGAAGCAUCAGCAUCAAAUGUUCUAGUACUCCCAGGAUUCAGUAUCCCCAAAUUGGUAUUGCAGGUGGUGACAGUUGAUUCAAUCUUUAAGGUCACUGGUUCGGUCCUUAGUGAACUCACCAUACUUAAAGAGACCGCAUUCACCGUCUAUAACAAGGCACGCAGACUUUCUAAAGGAUCUCCUUAUGAUGUACAGUCAUCAUCGGUAUCUAGCAGGUCUCACUCAGCAAUGACACCACCUGUAGUUUCAAUUCCGUCAAUGUGGAAAGACUGUGUCGGUCCUCGAAUUGGAGGCCCUCCACUUCCUAGAGAGGCUGCUGAUAUUGAUGCCAGCUUGAGACCUGGAGCUUGGGACAACACUUGGCAGACAACAAGGGUUGUUGGAGGAUUGAACUGUGAUACCAACCGAAAUGGGGAUUUUUUCUCACUUCAAGAUGGGACUCGCUACAUGCUUGAACCACUCUUCAUUCUUUCAGAACCCGGUUCUCUGGAACAUGCUGUUUCACCUUCCUUCCAUAACACUGCAACCUCCGACUCUUCAAAAAUGUUAUCUGAUGAUGGUGGUGGGGAUGCUAGUUCGGGCUCUCAAAAUGAUGGAUCUCAGUCAGAUGGGUUUGGGUCUAACUAUCAGAAGGCUCUUCUUCCUAGUCUCCACUGCUGCUAUGGGUGGACUGAGGAUUGGCGUUGGCUAGUAUGCAUAUGGACAGAUGCAAGGGGAGAACUGCUCGACACCCAGAUAUUCCCUUUUGGUGGAAUUAGUAGUCGACAGGAUACAAAAGGUUUGCAAUGCCUUUUUGCGCAAGUUCUGCAACAAGGGUGUCAAUUACUGCAGGCCUGUUCUUCUCCUGAUUUUACUGUGAAGCCUCGAGAUUUUAUCAUUUCUCGAAUUGGAAAUUUCUUUGAGCUCGAGUACUUAGAGUGGCAGAAGGCCAUUUAUUCUGUUGGGGGAGCAGAGGUGAAGAAAUGGCCUGUGCAACUCCGACGUUCAAUGCCUGACGGAAUGCCUGGAAGCAACAAUGGAUCUUCCUUGCAGCAGCAACAGCAGCAGGAUAUGAGCUUGAUUCAAGAGAGAACCUUACCUUCAUCCCCCAGCCCGCUAUAUUCUAAGGCUUCUAGCUUCAUGAAAGGUAAUAAUUUGGGACAAUCUUCAGGGAGAAAGCAGCUUAUGGGCGGAGGGCAUACAACAGUUGAUAGCUCUAGGGGGAUCCUCCAGUGGGUCCAGAGCAUCACUUUUGUCGCAGUCUCCAUCGAUCAUUCCUUGCAUCUUCUUUGUCAAGCAGAUUCAUCUUCCUCUGGAGGGACAACUCAAGGUGUUAACAGUAGCAGCACACCACCAGGAUCAGGAUAUGUAGAAGGUUUUACUCCAGUGAAGCCUCCAAGCUCUGCCUCAGCAGCUUACCUCCUAAUUCCAGCACCCAGCAUGCGUUUCCUCCCUUCAACCCCACUCCAGCUUCCCACAUGUCUCACGGCAGAAUCCCCACCAUUAGCUCAUCUCCUCCACAGCAAGGGCUACGCUAUCCCGCUCUCGACCGGCUUCGUCGUCUCGAAAGCCGUGCCUUCCGUGAGGAAAGACAUCAGGAGCAACUCGAGGGACGAGUGGCCUUCAGUCCUCUCAGUGAGCCUCAUCGACUCCUACGGUGGAGAUAGGGCCACCAUGAAGCAAGGAGUGAGGGAUAAUGGGGCGGAGUCCAACGUGAUUCUCGGGUCCGUUGCAGCCGAGCUUCAUGCCUUGUCAUGGAUGACGGUCAGCCCUGCAUACUUGGAGAGACGCUCUGCACUUCCGCAACACUGUGACAUGGUUCUGAGACUCAGGAGACUGCUGCAUUUUGCUGAUAAAGAGCUGUCUUCACAACCAGAUAAGCCGUAGUUGAAGACUAACAAUUCCCUUACAAGCUUGCGAAUCCCUUGGUAUCGAUCGAGAGUGGCAAAAGGCUGGUCGUGGCGGGGAUUAGGGUGUUGUACCAUAGUGUAAUGACGUUCUUAUUUUGUACAUGGGUGAUUUGUAGCCUGUUUGGUAAGUUAAAAACACAAUUUUCUUUAUUGGUAAAGCAGAAUUAGUGGUCAUGUGAUUUGGCUAUGUCAAUUGUAAAUUAGUAGAGUAGACUGGGGAUGGGGAGGGUCAAUUGCACUGUGUUGUUUAGAGUUGUAGCCCCAUUGUAUUAUGGUUGAGUCAGUUGGCGAUGAUCAGGUCGGAAUCGGAUGCCGAGAGACCCGUUGAUGGCAUAACACACAUGCAUGUCUGUCAGCCCUUAAGACGGUAAUUUUACGGCUAACGCAGAGCAAACACUUGUUCUUGCACUAGUUUUACGGCAAACGUUACUGUUAGCAGGGAUGGUUCAAGGUCCCAUGACCAGACCUGGUUUCUUUUCCUAAUUCUGAAUCAUCAAUCGACUAGCGU
Messenger RNA from Linum tenue, 6876 nucleotides. The record is from the annotation of a GenBank genome assembly. Lineage: Eukaryota; Viridiplantae; Streptophyta; Magnoliopsida; Malpighiales; Linaceae.